Malaclemys terrapin pileata is the source of this 4967-nucleotide messenger RNA. It is a transcript of the gene MDGA2, whose product is annotated as MAM domain containing glycosylphosphatidylinositol anchor 2. Bases 234 to 3116 code for a protein of 960 amino acids. The transcript has 17 exons. Gene Ontology annotation, biological process: nervous system development; homophilic cell-cell adhesion. Gene Ontology annotation, cellular component: plasma membrane. Gene Ontology annotation, molecular function: protein binding. Lineage: Eukaryota; Metazoa; Chordata; Testudines; Emydidae. The record is from RefSeq and is a predicted model, not a curated record.
CAGGGGGGACCCCCGCGGGGCUGGAGGGCGGCGGGGGGCAGAGGAGCGGACCCCCCGGCUCGCAGCGCCUGCCCCGGUUUGCCCAGCCUCUGCCGCCAGGGAGGGCAGCUCCCCACCGGCCGCGUGUCCCGGGGCGCCCCGCUGCUUGGAGCCACCUGGGCUGGGCAUUGGCCUCCGGCAGGUCCCGCGCUUCCUUUCCGCCCGGGGCUGGAUAUGUGGAUGCUCACGCGAAGAUGGAUUUAGUGUACGGGCUGGUGUGGCUGCUGACGGUGCUGCUGGAGGGGAUCUCCGGCCAAGGGGUGUACGCCCCACCCACAGUGCGGAUCGUGCACUCAGGCCUGGCGUGUAACAUCGAGGAGGAGCGCUACUCGGAAAGGGUAUACACCAUCCGCGAGGGAGAGACUCUGGAGCUCACCUGCUUGGUGACGGGCCAUCCUCGGCCACAGAUCAGGUGGACCAAAACAGCGGGAAGUGCCUCUGACAGAUUCCAAGACUCGAGUGUCUUCAAUGAAACUCUGAGGAUUACAAAUAUCCAGCGACACCAAGGAGGCCGCUACUACUGCAAGGCGGAGAAUGGUUUGGGUUCCCCAGCUAUAAAAUCAAUCCGAGUGGAUGUGUACUAUUUAGAUGACCCGAUAGUGACAGUUCACCAGAGCAUCGGGGAAGCAAAAGAACAGUUUUACUAUGAGAGAACAGUGUUUCUCAGGUGCGUUGCUAACUCCAACCCACCUGUACGGUACAGCUGGAGACGUGGCCAAGAGGUAUUACUGCAAGGGUCGGAUAAAGGAGUUGAAAUCUACGAACCCUUCUUUACCCAGGUAGGAAUCAAGGGGGAAACAAAGAUAUUGAAACUAAAGAAUCUUCGGCCUCAGGACUAUGCUAAUUACAGCUGCAUUGCUUCAGUGAGGAGUGUGUGCAACAUCCCUGACAAGAUGGUGUCUUUCAGACUGUCCAAUAAAACAGCGUCUCCGUCAAUUAAGCUCCUGGUGGACGACCCCAUAGUGGUGAACCCCGGCGAGGCCAUCACCUUGGUCUGUGUGACAACGGGAGGCGAGCCGGCACCCACGCUUAGCUGGGUGAGAUCCAUUGGAGCCCUGCCUGAAAAAACCGUGCUGAACGGCGGGACCUUGACGAUACCGGCCAUCACUUCGGAUGACGCCGGCACGUACAGUUGCAUCGCAAAUAAUAACGUGGGGAACCCUGCAAAAAAGUCCACCAACAUCAUUGUAAGAGCCUUAAAAAAAGGCCGGUUUUGGAUCACGCCUGACCCAUAUCACAAAGACGACAACAUCCAGAUUGGGCGCGAGGUGAAAAUCUCCUGCCAGGUGGAAGCUGUUCCUUCUGAGGAGCUCACAUUCAGUUGGUUUAAAAAUGGACGCCCGUUGCGUAGCUCAGAAAGGAUGGUCAUCACCCAGACUGACCCUGAUGUUUCCCCUGGCACCACCAACCUGGACAUCAUCGACUUGAAAUUCACUGACUUUGGAACGUACACCUGCGUGGCAUCCCUGAAAGGCGGAGGCAUAUCCGAUAUCAGCAUUGAUGUCAACAUAUCCAGCAGUACAGUUCCGCCCAAUCUGACUGUUCCACAAGAAAAAUCACCUUUAGUCACCCGGGAAGGAGACAUUAUAGAACUACAAUGCCAGGUGACCGGAAAGCCCAAACCUAUAAUUCUUUGGUCCAGAGCUGAUAAGGAGAUUGCAAUGCCAGAUGGAUCCAUGCAGAUGGAGAGCUAUGAUGGAAUACUGAGGAUAGUGAAUGUGUCUAGGGAGAUGACAGGAACGUACAGAUGUCAGACCAGUCAGUACAAUGGAUUUAAUGUGAAACCCAGAGAAGCAUUGGUGCAGCUCAUUGUGCAGUAUCCUCCUGCGGUGGAACCAGCAUUUCUGGAGAUUCGACAGGGCCAGGGUCGAAGCAUCACUAUGAGUUGCCGGGUGCUGAGAGCGUAUCCAACUCGGGUUCUGACGUACGAGUGGAGACUGGGCAACAAGUUGCUGCGGACUGGUCAGUUUGAUGCUCACGAUUCUACGGAGUACAUAGUGAGCAGCCUUUCCAGGGACAGUUAUGGGAUUUACAAUUGUAACAUCAUCAAUGAAGCUGGGGCAGGCCGAUGCAGCUUCCUCGUUACAGGCAAAGCCUAUGCCCCAGAGUUCUACUACGACACCUACAGUCCCCUCUGGCAGAACAGACCUCGGGUUUACUCCUACAGUCUGCAGUGGACUCAAAUGAACCCAGAUGCUGUGGACCGCAUCCUUGCAUACCGUUUAGGGAUUAGACAGGCUGGACAACAGCGUUGGUGGGAACAGGAGAUCACAGUAAACGGAAACAUUCAGAAAGGAGAGUUAAUUACAUACAACCUGACUGAGCUGAUCAAGCCAGAGGCCUAUGAAGUCCGCCUAACUCCCAUCACCAGAUUUGGGGAGGGAGAUUCAACCAUUCGUGUCAUCAAAUAUAGUGCUCCAGUCAAUCCUCACUUAAGAGAGUUUCACUGUGGAUUUGAAGAUGGCAACAUAUGUCUGUUCACUCAAGAUGAUACGGAUAAUUUUGACUGGACGAAACAAAGCACUGCCACCAGAGACACAAAAUAUACCCCAAACACUGGACCCAAUGCAGACCGAAGUGGCUCCAAAGAAGGUUUCUACAUGUACAUUGAAACGUCACGCCCGAGGCUGGAAGGAGAAAAGGCCAGGCUUCUGAGUCCUGUUUUCAGCGUAGCCCCUAAAAACCCUUAUGGAGUCACCAACACAGCAUAUUGUUUUAGUUUCUACUAUCACAUGUACGGACAGCACAUAGGAAGCUUGAAUGUUUAUCUGCGGUUAAAGGGACAGACCACAAUAGAAAAUCCAGUAUGGUCUUCAAGUGGGAAUAAGGGACAGCACUGGAACCAGGCCCGGGUUAAUAUACACCCCACCACUUCAUUUCAGCUCAUUUUUGAAGGGAUCCGAGGUCCUGGCAUUGAAGGUGAUAUUGCUAUUGAUGAUGUAUCGAUUGUGGAAGGAGAGUGUAUGAAAGCAGACCAGCCAGCCAACAAUUUACGAGCAGGUGCUGUUGGGACAUUAGCACAUAUAUGGCUUUUUCCAGUGAUCCUCCUCAUGUCUGUCUUAAGUCAUCAAAGGUGACCUUAUCCUGGCAGAGGCUAUGAAAGAUUCACCAGGCAUUGGCAUGAAGAAAGAGUCUUUGUAAAAUGGACAUUUAAAAACAAACUACCAAAGAUUCCUCCACUGACUGACUCAAAACAUUAAAAUAAAUAAAUAAAAAUUAAAAAAAAAAAAAGCACUGGGGAUAAAAGGCAUCAUGGGAGCGUAACUGACUCUGAACCACAUAUGAAAAGCGAUCUGGCGUAAAAGAGACCUUCAGGUGCUUUUGUGGUCUAUAAGAAAUACGGCAUCAUCUGGUUGAACUCUGAAAAAAAGACCUAUAGAAAUCCUUGUCAAAGCACAAAGUCAUGGCUGGUUUUGUUUCAAAUGAAUAGUUUGCUUGUUACCAUGGAAACCUAAUGGCCUGCCAAAAAAAGAAAGAGCGAGAGAGAAACAACACCUCACUGUAAACAGGGUAUAUGAAGAGCUGGCGUUUAUUUUCCCUUCAAGAAGGUUUUUAGUAUAGAAUUAAAUAAAUGUAGGCCCUUUCACCUUUGGGUGUCACCUCCCCUAGAGAAUAACCCUCGAUCAAAGAUGUUUAAGACAUUUAUGUUUCAUUUUCUCAUGGCUAUGCUAGAUAACUGUAUGCUGUCUCCUUUUGCAUGCAUUACUAUCCAGGGUGUGUAACCUGGGCUUACAUAUGACACAGGCUUAUCCGAGUUUGCUUGCAGCCACUUCAACACCUUUCCUCCCCAACUAAGUCAUCUGUCCUAAUGAAGUGAAGAAACCAAACCACCGUCUUUUAUAAAUUGCCAUGGAAACCAAGUGCCUUCAAUGAAACAAGCCUGAUUAAAAAACAAACAAACAAAAUCAACACAGAAGCUUGCACUGCUAAAAUGUGGUUUGUGCAAACUAUUUUCUAAACAAACCACAGAGCCUAAGUGUGCAAACAGCAGGCAAGGGAACAAAGCCGCUUCUGGAGAAGGAUGGACCUAAGUUGCUGCGUAAGACCCUUUCCGACGAGAUGUUCCAGACAGCCAUGGCCUUUCAGCUUAUUAUCCAUUAGAAAAUAGCUUCCAUUGGUCCUGGAGAUGGGAGCAGCACUUUUUUAUUCCAGAUGAUCAAGUGGGUCAACCAGAGAAAAAGGUUGUUAAGAUGUACUUAGCGCAGCAGGUGGUAAAACACAAAAGGGAUUUUCUUACUCUAACCUCCAUUUGAAAAGAAAUUGGCCCGAGCUUUAGAGAGACGAGAAGGUGUGUGUGUGCGAUUGCAGUGCAUACAAAAUAACACAAAAAGGGGGCCGCCAACACAAAGGGGGCCUGCAAAUCUGGCUUUAUUCAAAACACGGAUGGUAUAAUGCCUCUGCCCGUUAGUCAGACUCUGUGCAGAUUGUGAAAUAUUAUUUUAUUAUUUUAGCAUAAUUAAAAAAGACACUUUUACAAAAAAAAAAAAAAAAAAAAAACCUGUAAAAAUGAUUUUGAGCUACCUGAGUACCUACCAUACCUUUAACCGGCCAGUUUUCCAAUGCAUUGUAAAUUUCCCUUAUUCAGUGGGUUAUGAAAAUUUGAAAACCUUUUUCCUUAAAUUAUCUCAGCUUUUAACUUCAUUUAAAAAAAGACUUUUGUCUAAAGAUGAUGAUUAUUUUAUUAUAUGUUCAAUGCCCUAGGAUUAAAAAAAACUGAUAUGCAAGUAAUUGGGUUACAAAUAUUAAAAACAACGACAAAAUAUAACAUUUGCAAAUAUUAAUAUAAAAAGCACAACAAGAUGCAGUAAAACAAUUACAAGGCUUGAUUUUUUUUUAUUCUGUAGAAAAAUGUUUGUGCAAAUUCAGUAAUUCAACUGAAGAGACAAUUUUACAGCUAUGUUCAAUAAAGCCUCUUUCCAGGUAAGGUA